Messenger RNA from Fusarium proliferatum ET1, 837 nucleotides. RefSeq lists its product as uncharacterized. Gene Ontology annotation, molecular function: phenylpyruvate tautomerase activity. The transcript is spliced from 2 exons. The coding region runs from base 1 to 837 and encodes 278 amino acids. The record is from RefSeq and is a predicted model, not a curated record. Lineage: Eukaryota; Fungi; Ascomycota; Sordariomycetes; Hypocreales; Nectriaceae.
AUGCACCUAUCACCGGCAAUGGCUUUGCCUUACAUCCCAAGUCGCACCUCUACGAAGCCUCCGAAUUCGAAACCACGGCAAAAACAAGAAACUCCUGCGUCAGCUCCAGCUCCAAGAUUACUCCCGGGAGAGCGAAGAGUCAAGCCUCGCCUUAGCAGGCCAAGUCUCGACCCUGUUCUGGAGAGCGAUCAACGACUCUCAAGAGAGGUAGAGCAGAUUGCCUCCGGGGAUGCUGCCAAAGUGACGAGAAAGCAAUCAUUGCCGAUAAUCACCAGAAAUCGAAGUGACUUCUUCGAGGAAGCAUUCGGACCCAAGCAUACGCAAGACCCCGGUGAUCGAAUACGGAACGAGUCUCCUGUGCUGGUGGAAAUUAAGACCAACGUCAUUGCAAAUGAAUUUACCUUCAUCACUGAGCUAUCCGAGUACCUCUCGUUGCGAUACAAUCGUCCGGCAUCUUCUAUCGUAAUAACAGUCCAACAUGGGAUCUGUAUUCAGUUUGGUGGCGGUUCUGAUGCUGUCUAUACCAUGACAAUCGAGGCUCUCGCUCGAGACGUCCAGACGACAACGAACAAACGGAACAUUGCUCUCUUCCAGAGACACAUGGAGCAGGCCCUGAGGAUUCCUCCAUCUAAGGGGUUCUUGAGAUUCGUUCCCCUCGCUGAAGACUGCGCUGGGUGGAAAGGCAACACACUUGCUGGGCAUAUUACAGAACUGAUAGAAGAGACACAAGCGAUGGCGGAACAUCGAGGUUCGAUCAGAGCUCCGAGGAGAAGAUCUAGUAAGGUGAGUCUCGUUUAUUGCUAUGUUGAAGGAGCUGGUUUUGAUCAACAUGAGUAG